AUGGACCAGCUCAACGCCACCACCUCUCUCCCGUGGCGCCCUGACGCUGCCCCCCUGUCCCAGGUCUCCCUGCAGGUUCAGGAGGUGUACCCCUUCCACGACGGCUGGAACAUAGCGUGCUUCAUCAUCCUCCUCCUCUUCAUCCUCACAGUGGUCUCCCUGGCAGCCCUGGCCGUCCUCUACGAGCUGCUGGACUGUGGAUGCUGUGCCAAGGUUAGACGGUCGGCAGGUAGCUUUUAGUGGUUAAGAGUGUUGUGCCAGUAACCGAAAGGUCGCUGGUUCUAAUCCCCGAGCUGACUAGGUGAAAAAAUCUGUCGAUGUGCCCUUGAGCAAGGCACUUAACCCUAAUUGCUCCUGUAAGUCGCUCUGGAUAAGAGCGUCUGCUAAAUGACUAAAAAUUGUAAAAUGUAAAUGUAGACUAGGCUUGUUACUUUACUGUUCAUUCUGCUGUUCCAAGGUUAGAAAAGGCUUGUUACUUUACUGUUCAUUCUGCUGUUCCAAGGUUAGAAAAGGCUUGUUACUUUACUGUUCAUUCUGCUGUUCCAAGGUUAGAAAAGGCUUGUUACUUUACUGUUCAUUCUGCUGUUCCAAGGUUAGAAAAGGCUUGUUACUUUACUGUUCAUUCUGCUGUUCCAAGGUUAGAAAAGGCUUGUUACUUUACUUGUAUAAUUUGCUGAAGUAUAAAUCGUGCUGUGCCAAGGCAAGAGGAGCGCUGGAACAUAGACCACUCUGUCAUCUUCUGUAUCGGUUUUUUAAAAAGGCCAGCACUAAACUUGAAGCUGUCAAGUUGAUAUAACGGUUAUUAUUUUCUAGUCCAGAUUGUUUCUGUUUCACACAACCUUUCCAGCCCACGUCGUGACACUGUUCAUACGAAAGCAACAGGCUACAUGCUGUUCGCAUUGUAUAGCCUAGUUCUAGCCGAGACGCCAUGUUUUUCUAUUGUCUUCGCGCUGUAACAUUGGUCUGAACCUGUUGUUCUGCAACCAGGGGAAGACCCAUCACGUGUUUCAUACCUUGUGCCAGUGUUCAUAUGAAGGUGACAGGCCCUACAUGCUGUCAACAUCGUACAAUAACAGGUCUGAGUCUAAACUACGGUUAUGA
Molecule: messenger RNA, 1101 nt
Organism: Coregonus sp. 'balchen'
Lineage: Eukaryota; Metazoa; Chordata; Actinopteri; Salmoniformes; Salmonidae
Source: the annotation of a GenBank genome assembly